Messenger RNA from Pyricularia pennisetigena, 1119 nucleotides. RefSeq lists its product as uncharacterized. The coding region runs from base 1 to 1119 and encodes 372 amino acids. The record is from RefSeq and is a predicted model, not a curated record. The transcript has 2 exons. NCBI's taxonomy places the organism in Eukaryota, Fungi, Ascomycota, Sordariomycetes, Magnaporthales, Pyriculariaceae. Gene Ontology annotation, cellular component: mitochondrion.
AUGCUCUCUCGCCGUGUCCUCCGGGACGCAGCUACCCCGCUCCGGAGCGCCUCGCGGUGCUUUGCAACCACGGCCGUAGCUAGGCAACAGAGAGCACCCUCCCUCGCCGAUAUUGAACCCAACCGGCAGACAACCUUUGCAGAGAAGCAAAAGGCAUUUCGGCAGCAGUUAGCAGAGGCGCAGAAGCAGCGCGAUGCCAGUUUGUCUACUUCCUCCCCUACUUCUUCCACUUCCCCCUCCGGUUCCCAUAACAGCUCCAAAGGCGAUAGCAUCCCAGUGAGCGGACAGGGCUUGGGCUCACUCAGCACCGCCAACUCUAAAGGAACGGCCGUCGAUGCAGCCAAGGCAGCGGAUCCGGAAGAACCUCCGCGCAAGCUCGGCCCGCUGACCAGCCUAAUCUACGGCACAAAGGAGGGUCGCGAGAUGGAUGCACAGAUCGAGGCCAGCUUCAGCCAGGUGCUUGCACGCGGCAAGUAUGUGCACUCCAUCGUGUUCCAUGAGGUCAAGCACAAGAAGACGGACGAGUAUAUCGAUCUCGUUGGCAAGUGGUAUCCUCGCAUGGCCUCGAUGCCUGAGAACAAGGUUCAUCUUGUUGGAAGCUGGAGGACCGAGGUUGGCGACUGCAAUACUUUUGUUCACAUUUGGGAGUAUCAGGGCUACAAUGGAUACCAUGAGUCGCUCAACUCGAUUUCGAGGCACCCAGAGUUCCCGGCGUUUAACGAUAAGCUCAAGAGGCUCAUCAUAUCCAAGAACACUUCACUCAUGCAGGAAUUCUCCUUCUGGCCCACGACGCCUCCGCGCCAACUGGGUGGGCUCUUCGAGCUGCGAUCAUACACGCUGCACCCAGGCAACCUAUUGGAGUGGGAGACACACUGGCGUAGGGGACUGAAGGCGCGCCGUGAGGUCAUGGAAGGUGUCGGAGCGUGGUUUGUCCAGAUUGGAGACCUCAACACGGUUCACCACCUCUGGCAGUUUGCAGACCUCGAGCAGCGCAAAGUAACGCGUGAGAAGAGCUGGAGCAUUGAGGGUUGGAGCGAGACGGUGCACAAGACAGUGCCGCUUAUCCAGACCAUGAAGUCUAGGAUCCUGGUCCCCCUGCCGUGGUCUCCAGUUGCUUGA